UAAAGCAGAACCUCGCAAUUGAGCUUGUUAGGAAUAUUUGGAAUGAAGUUCUUCUUCUAGAUGAGUCGAGCAUGAUGAGACUCAUAAGAGAACCUUCACAAAUUAUAUUCAAUGCCGCUGAAGUUGGAAAUUUUGAGUUUCUAGUAGAGCUUUUUAGCAGCUACCCUGAUUUGAUUUCGGAAAAGGAUAGCAGAAACCGAAGUAUAAUUCACAUCGCUGUUUUGUAUCGUCAUGCUAGUGUCUUCAACCUCAUACAUGAAACAGGUCCAAACAUGGACUCUAUAGUUUCUUCUGUGGAUGUUACUGAUAAAUGCAAUUUAUUGCAUUUUGCUGCAAAACUAGCACCGCAAAACCGACUUGACUUGUUCUCAGGAGCAGCUUUUCAGAUGAUGGUUGAGCUAUUAUGGUUUGAGGAAGUGAAGAAGAUAUUGCGGCCAUCAUUCAUGGAGAUGAAAAACUCUGAAGGCCUAACUCCUAGAGAAUUAUUCACCAAAGAGCACAAAAAACUGCUAAAAGAAGCAGAGUCUUGGAUGAAGGGAACUGCAAAGUCUUGCAUGGUUGUUUCAACACUAAUUGCUACGGGAGUAUUUUCUGCUGCAUUCACCAUUCCUGGUGCUAACAACAAUGACACAGGAGAUCCUAACUAUUUGAAGAAGCUACCAUUUCAGAUAUUUGCUGUGUCAGAUGCAUCUGCAUUUAUUUCAUCCUCAACCUCCAUCCUAAUCUUCUUGUCUAUCCUUAUCUCACGUUAUGCAGAACAAGAUUUUCUCAAGUCACUGCCAUCGAAGUUAAUAUCUGGGCUAAUAGCACUGUUCAUCUCCAUCAUCUGCAUGAUGGUAGCUUUUAGCAGUGCCUUCUUUGUAACAUAUUAUCAUGGUCCAAAGUGGGUCCCCUGGCUCAUUUCAGCACUUGCAUUUGUACCAAUACCUUUGUUUUUGUUCCUGCAAUUCCCUCUUUGCUUAGAUAUACUCUAUACCAAAUACUUCUUCAGGUCUCUUUUCCGACCAAAUAAUCAUAUACUGUACUAGACUCUGUAAUUCUGUAUAUGAAUAGAGUACGUUUAGUUGGGUCAAAAUGUAUUGUAUUUUAUUACAAUAAUAGGAUGUGCUUAUGGCCAAGUUGAAGGAAGAUGCAAUUCUAUGUUA
Neltuma alba is the source of this 1145-nucleotide messenger RNA. Its product is annotated as ankyrin repeat-containing protein ITN1-like. The record is from RefSeq and is a predicted model, not a curated record. Gene Ontology annotation, cellular component: membrane. Bases 72 to 1028 code for a protein of 318 amino acids. NCBI's taxonomy places the organism in Eukaryota, Viridiplantae, Streptophyta, Magnoliopsida, Fabales, Fabaceae. The transcript is spliced from 2 exons.